Messenger RNA from Megalopta genalis, 1239 nucleotides. RefSeq lists its product as uncharacterized. The record is from RefSeq and is a predicted model, not a curated record. NCBI's taxonomy places the organism in Eukaryota, Metazoa, Arthropoda, Insecta, Hymenoptera, Halictidae.
UGCAGAGCGUGCAGGCAGAUGAAACCGAUGGCUGACGUUGUGUUAAAGUAAAAGUUCACGGACGCCGGACUUUCACCGCUUAUUUCCGUCACCAGCGAGGAAAGAAAGAAAGAAAGAAAGUGCCGCGGCUUCUCUAAUAAACGUUAUUAAUGAUUGUGCGUGGGUCACCGUCUGAAUAGGAGAAAAGCAAGGGGACGCUUGUUAACCCUCGGUUUGAUGCACAUGAAUGACAACGAGCAGGCUUCACGGUACGCCGAGAGAGCAAACCGCCUUAUAAAAAUCACCAAACUUGCCGACCACGGCGUCACUUUGUUUCCUCGCGUACAGGACGCACCCUUGCGACAAAGGAUCCCCGGUCCGUGUUCUCGCUCGGUCUGCAAACGUUAUCGAUCCCUCGAUAAGCACGAAUUCAUCGUCGACGCGCUCGAGAUUCUUCGACAAAAUCUAGCUCGACAGAGAAGAAUGACGUUGAACGCGAAGUUCCUGAUAAUUAUGGCGUUAGUGGCUUACGGUGUUCUCGGACGGACCACGGACAGCAAGUAUGACCUUUUUAAGGAGACCUACAACAAGAAACACGGCGGUUCUAUGCUGAUGGAAAUCGCGAAGGAGCUUGUGCAGAGGUCGUCGAGUACCAGUCAAGUACUGAAUCUAAACCUGUCAAACCUGCUGCUUCUUUUGUUGCUGAAAGCAGUGGUAUUCGGUGCUGGUUACUUGGGGCACAAUGGCAACAAAGGGCGCGAGCUUGAAGAAGAAAGUGUUUUGUCUGAAGGGGAAAUAGCUUUGGCUCUGGGAUAUUUGAUGGGCGACACUUGUUUGUAUAGAGCGGCCUGCGAAGAUCCGCACGUUGCGAAGGAAUACCUUGGAGCAGCAGAAAUGCUCAUCGAAACUGUAAAACUAUUGCCACAAAUACCCUCCAUAGAGGGCAAGUACGAAAAAACAAUGGUGGAAUUCCGGAAGGCCAUUGAACACGGUGUAACGGACGGUUGCCCGCCUGAAUAUACUUGUAAAAAAGAUAACAUCAGAAACUUUCUGAGGGAAGAAUGAAUAUAUGACGUCAACAGUGAUAAAACAUUUCUGAGUACGAAGACGAUUACAUGAAAAAUAACUAUUUAAAUGAAUAAAUUAUUAUCCGAAAAUAACCUCCGUUGUUAGCUGUUUGAUUGAAUGAAAAAUAAUUUCCGUUUCUAUCGUACUUCAUGUUAGCGUAAAUUAUUUAAUAAAUUAUAUUCGUAGUAACCA